AUGCCUGACGGUGCUCAAGCUUGGAAAAUGAUCAAAACCCCCGGUACGCAUACCGAUCGUAUUGCUCAGGCAUGCGAUAGGUGCCGGUCAAAGAAGAUCCGUUGUGACGGGUUAAGGCCACACUGUUCGCAAUGUUUGGCUGUGGGGUUUGAAUGUAAAAUAUCCGACAAGCUCACUAGACGUGCCUUUCCAAGGGGUUAUACAGAGUCACUAGAAGACCGAAUCCGUCAGCUCGAAUCUGAAAAUAGCAGGCUAUCUAAUCUUCUCGAUGUAAAGGACGAACAGAUGGAAAUGCUUUCAAGAGUUGAGGCGGUUCAUGAUAGCAGCCCCCGUGGCAGCGUUAGUGGUGCUUCAGGAAACCAGUCUGCAGCUGUUUCCGCUAAAUCUAAUAUCAGUAGCAUUAACAACGCUCUCCCUUCAAGUUUAGGUGGCAGCAGUCAACAGCACACACAGAAGAACUUAUCUUAUGUCUCAACACUGAUACCUGAAAAGGACGACUCCAGCUCAUCCGCUUCUCCACAAUCUCCAGACGAAAAUAAUAAUGCUAUCUUUAUCAAUCACGCCAACGAACUCGGUGCAGAUGGUACAUACCGCGGAACCUCUGCAGGUGGCGUGUUUAUAUCUUCCUUCGUACAAAAGCUAAAGGUGAAGAAUCCGGAGAUUUUACCUCCUGUACAACAGAUUGCAACUGCAUUUUCACAAACCACCGAUGGAGGUAUUGUUCGCUCGGCUUUGAAGAUCUCGUCUCCUUCGUCGUCAUACUCAAAUGGCGGAGGCAGUCUACUAUCACCAGCUUCAUCGUCGUCUGAAUUGUCCAGCUCGGGCUUUUCUUCUCUAUUCCCAUCGAGAUUGAGCUGUGAUAAGCUAGUCACAGUGUACUUUCAGGAAUGGCAAUCAGUUUAUGCUAUUCUGGACCAGAGCAGGUUCUUGUCUGACUACCAGACCUUUUUCGAUGAUAUUGACGAUGAUUCAAAACCUGGCAAUGACCUACAAGCUGCUACCCUGGCGUUGGUAUUAAUUCUCGCCUGUUUGGCCAAUAAAGAAGGAACUGCUCUGACUACUGAAGAAGUGUGGAAACUAGACUCUUUGUGGAAGCGAAUUAUGUCUAAUAGACACAAACCGACACUGGGUCUUUUACAGGCUGCUUCUUUGGCACAAUUAUAUUCUCUAUACGCUGGAAACCUCGAUGAUGUGUGGUUCUAUCGAUCUAUCAUGACUUCGACUGCUCAACGUCUAGGAUUACAUCGUAGUCGGAAAGCCAUGCAUCAUGCUAAUGGUAAACCCCUAAGUGCCUAUGAAUCUGAAUUGGGAAGACGUGUGUUUUGGGCAACUUAUACUCUGGAUGUUUUUUCUAGUGCUGUUUUAGGCUCACCAAGGUUGUAUAAUGAUAGUCAGAUCCAGUGCUCGAUGCCCAAGUACAUUGAUGAAGAUGUGGUGACUGACUCAUUAGUCACACCCCCACCCAGUUCUCCUGAGAGUGUUGAUGGUGCCACCACAAAGGACAGUCUGCCAGCAUCUUGUCAAGUCAGUGUAAUUCAAUUUUCUAGACUCUUGGCUGAGAUUCUCGAUACCGUCUAUUCAACUAAUACCACCGUUCAGCGGUCGAGAACUGUGCUGAUGCUAGAAGACAAGCUUGAAUCUUGGCACAGGGAACUACCGCCUUCUCUCAAAUUCGAGUUUGUUAAUGGCUUACCUACGGCUACUCUCUGUCCAGUUCACCAGAAGUCGCCAUUACUGCUGAUGCUGUAUCACUAUGCCAAAUUGUUGAUUCACCUGCCUGCCACUGCUGAUUUCGCUAAUACCUCUACAUCGGGCUCAAUUGUAGCUGUCACACAAUCUGCUAAGACAUAUAUUCAAAUUUUCAACUACCUGAAAGCAAGAAAUGUGUCAUCGACAUUACCACUCAGUCCUACCAGAAUGAUGCUAUUCCUCGGUACCGUUGUUCUCUUCUGUGCCAUGGAUUAUUCCAAGGGAGGUGCUCUGCUACAGCAGUCUAGGAAACUUGUUUCCCAGGGUCUCGGCUUCCUUUACAACGACAUGCAAGCAGGACUCCCAGGUUCUAUCACUGCUGAAUGCUUCCAAUGGCUGGAGGAGAUCUGUGACUCUGUUCUUAAUGGGGGUCCAUCUCAGCGUAAGUCAUCUACCAGCAAUGGCAGCUCCAAACAAAAGUCCGAGUCACGAAGUCGUUCUCAGGAGAAGCAAUCUCAAAAGCAGAGAAAUUCCCCACAGCAACAACAACAUCCACAACAACAACAUCAUCAACAGCUAUAUUCACAACAUCAUUCGCAUCAACCAGACAAUCAAUAUCCUCACCAUCGCCAAAAGCAACAUCAAGAACCUCAUAAUGCCAGUCACAGAAGUUCACAUAAAUCAUCGCUUCCAGCUAGAAUCAAACUCGAGCCAUCUCCAACUGAUACUCCUACAGUUGAAUCUCCUUCGUACCAGCAGAUUAUUAUCCCACAGCAACCGAAUAUCGACUCGAGCACAUCUGCUAUGCUGGCAACUGCUACUCUGAUGGGAGUUCCUUUCCAACUUUCCGAGAAUCAGAGCGAGGAUUUGUCAGCGUAUCGAUUCAAUCCACACGACUACCAGCAACAGGUUCCAAACGUACACCCUGUGCCAGCACAAACAGCUUACUAUGCACCGGAAAAUAUGAAUACCAGCAUAAACAGUAUCGGUACCAGUAGCCCCACUGACGACUUUUUUGACACUUCGAGCUUUGAAGAUUUCGAUAUCAACUCUGUUCUCGGUCAAAAUACUGUCAAGCAAGAACAAUCUGCAUCAGGAGUUCCUACUGUGACCACAAAUACAUUCCUAGAAAACUUCAACUGGGAUGACUCCUACAAUUGGAGUACCAUGACGGUAUAG
Messenger RNA from Sugiyamaella lignohabitans, 2868 nucleotides. RefSeq names its product DNA-binding transcription factor CAT8 (gene CAT8). The transcript has a single exon. Gene Ontology annotation, molecular function: DNA-binding transcription factor activity, RNA polymerase II-specific; DNA binding; zinc ion binding. The record is from RefSeq and is a predicted model, not a curated record. Gene Ontology annotation, biological process: regulation of DNA-templated transcription; DNA-templated transcription. Lineage: Eukaryota; Fungi; Ascomycota; Dipodascomycetes; Dipodascales; Trichomonascaceae. The coding region runs from base 1 to 2868 and encodes 955 amino acids.